CUUCAACACCACCGUCAACACCUUUCUCAGUCUUCCGCUUUCCGCUCUCCACCUUCACUCGCCCCGAAGCAGAGACUCUUGUCCUGCCUGGCCCAGGGAGCUUUGCCUGCGUCUAUUGAACCCCUCCCUCCCCCGUCUCGCAUCGCAUUGCACCGCACGCGGUCGCGUUUUGCGUCAUUCAUUCGAUUACCCCGGCGCACAGGAGCCAGGCGCCCCUUCGGCUCAGUGGGCCUGUCUCGAAGCGCUCCCGCCCUGCUCCCAGGCAAGGGGAACCAUCUCGCUCAUUUUCAGAUAACUCGGCCACGGCCGCCAUCUGCCCCUCCCCCGCGACGAUACGCUCGACCAUCUUCCCCGGAUCGACCUCGCCUCGCCGCCUCGUCGAUACGUCUCGUCGUUAGCACAGCUGCAGCCAGGUUCGCUCGCUCGCUCGCUCACGCAAUCACCGCCUCGGACGGACGCUCGGACGAAGCCACAGCGACCUGCACGCAACCGCCGCGGUCUCGCCGAUCUCAUCAGCUUGCUUGGAGCCCAGCACAAGACCGAAAAAGGAACCAGCGUCGAGACCUGCGUUGCUAGUGUCCUGCCUGACAUUCGACGGUCGCGUCUGGGUGCAGACCUGAGUCGGCUCCCAUCUGCUUUGUUUCUUUUCUUUUGGCCCACUGCCGCGUCUUUCCCACCAAAGGCGACGCCAGCAGACGGACGGACCUGCUGUUUCUGCUCCGACCACGGCAGUCUGGUCUGGUUGGCCGACUGGCCACGCUGUCGGCCAAGUUUUUACGGCAAACGCCUGCCGACAUUGUGGUGCCAUUGGGCGGCCGUCGCCCAGCAUACCCACGUCGUUAAACUGUUCUCAUUCAUGCGAGCGGCCGUCGUUCGAGGUCGCCUGAUCACGCAUAGCAGCGCGAAUCGUCUUGUCUGGCCCGACACUUUUGCCCUUCAUCAGCGUCUUUGUUCCGCUCGUGUGUUCAUGGACUCGAAAAAGGUUGACGCGUAGUUCCCCCGCUGCAAACAGCCCGCGUCUUCCGCGGCUGCUCCGCCGAAUACAUUGACAAACAGCCGUCUUCUCUUACACAAUGGCCACAGCGUUGCCUCGCCCUUCGCGGCCAUCAAACGGCCCACCAAGCAUGGCGCUGCCUGCACUGCCCGUCAGCAAGACCCGGAAGAGCACGGGCAACUUGAACGCUGCUGCCAACCCUUCCAAAUCCGCACCGACAACUCCACGAAGUGGGCUCCGAGCACCGUCCGGCGCCCUCGCACCUCCAUUGCCUAUCCCCAACUCGGCCCUGCCUCACCCGAGACCGUCUCCCGCCCUCAAUGCCGCUGGCAAGACUCUUAGAAAGACAGUCAGCAUCAACUCUUUCCCCCACCCGCCCAGAGGCGAUCACCGGUCGACUAGUAUGCCGCCUAGCCCGCUGGCAAACGAACAGGUCCGAUCACGCAAAGCCAAGUCACCCAGAGAGCUAUCCCACAGCCCCUUCUCGCCUACUACACCAAGCCUACUCAACGGGAGUGGAGAUGGCAAGUCAGUGAACAGCGUCCGAAUGUCGGACGGCCUGAUAAGCGUGUCCUCGCCACCUCAUAGCCGCAGCUCCUCGGCCCAGGAUUCAUACUCAACGUCUGCCACGACAUACGAGGAUUCGGGCGAGGCGGUACAGCACGCUGACUCGUCCAGGCCUGCCUCCAUGUCGGACAGGCGCUCUUCCAAGGGCGAGGGCAAGGGCAACGUCAUCGUGAGUGUGCGUGUGCGGCCUGACGCCAACACCGACCAGCAAAGUCCCGAGGGCGAAUGGAUGGUCGACGGUCGAAAGUCACUCAUCGCCUACCGAGGCAAAGAGGGCGGCGAUCAUUAUUAUGACAAUGUCUUUACGACGCACGAUAACAACUCGCGCGUUUACGACCACAUCGCGAAGCGGCUCGUCCGCCGCGUCAUGGAAGGCUACCACGGCACCGUCUUUGCCUACGGUAUGACGGGCACGGGAAAGACUUUCUCCAUGCAAGGAACGGCCUCCUCACCUGGUGUAAUCCCGUUGGCCAUUACCGACAUCUUCUCUUACAUCCGAGAGACGCCAUCCCGCGAGUUUUUGCUCCGCGUAAGCUAUCUGGAAAUUUAUAACGAGAAGAUUCACGACUUGUUGAGCAUGCCUACGGGGAGUGGGGUCGGAGGCGCCGUUCAACAGGACGAGAUCAAGCUGCGUGAAGACAGCAAGCGUGGCGUCUAUGCGACGCCGCUAAAGGAGGAGAUCGUUCAGAGCCCUACGCAGUUGUUGCGGGUAAUUGCCCGGGGCGACCAGGCCCGCCGGACGGCCAGCACGCAAUUCAACGCUCGCAGCUCUCGAAGCCACGCCGUCGUGCAGAUUGUCGUGGAGAGUCGCGAGCGUAUCCCGGGAGCCGGACCCGGUGGAGCUGAAGGCAAGCGAUCUGCCAUACUUCCUGGAGGAGUUCGAGUCUCGACUCUGAGCCUGAUAGACCUUGCUGGUUCGGAGAAGGCCGCAGAGUCCAAGGAGCGUCGGCAAGAAGGUGCUCAUAUCAACAAGAGCCUUCUUACGCUGGGCACUGUCAUCGCCAAACUCUCAGAGUGGAAAGACAAGGAAGCCAAAGGCGGCGACAAGGAGGGGAAGCAUCUGCCGUACCGUGACAGCAAACUGACGCGCCUGCUUCAGGGGGCGUUGUCUGGCAACUCGCUGGUCAGCAUCCUCUGCACAAUUCAGAUUGGUGCCGCUGGCAGCGCCGCCGCCGCAAACACACACACGACCGAAACACUGAACACACUCAAGUUUGCGUCGAGGGCCAAGAACAACAUUGUGAGCCACGCAAAGAGAGCCGAGGAAGCCCUCGGCGCCGGCGGCGAUGGUGGCGCCCGAGUGCUCUUGGAACGAUACCGGAUGGAGAUACUCGAGCUUCGCCAACAACUGGACACUCAGGCUAAGAAGAACAAGGAUACGGAAAAGGAGAAGGAGGACGAAGCCGAGAAGGUCCGUGAGCUGGAAAUGUCGGAACGACACGAGGAACAGAUGCUCGAAAUGCAACUCGCGAGAACGGCGCUGAAGGAGCGCAUUGACCAUCUGAACCGGCUCAUACUGAGCUCCAAGUCGAUUGGUGUCAACUCGAACGGAUCCAUGAGCUCGCUUGGUCAAUAUGCCAGAUUCUCCCAGCUGUCACUCCCCGGAUCUGUUCGAUCCUCGGUUGCCACGUCUAACGGUACAAAGCCUUUCCCUGAGCGAACAGCGUCCAUGACUUCGACCUCGUCCACUAUCGGGCGACGGUCUAGCGCCGGACAGAGACCGUGUGGCGCUGACGCGGAGGCUGCGGAAGGCGAGGAUGACAGUGUCGGAGAAUACGGCGACGGGACUGCCUCGCUGGCGGCGCAGAACCGUGCGCUGCAAGCCGACCUGGCGGACAAGAACCGAUAUAUUGCCACACUGGAAAAACGGCUUCUCCAGGCUCGGCGAGCGAGCUCCUCCCGAACGUCGGUUGGCUUCUCGGCACCAAAGGGAAUCAUGGUCGGCGAGGAUCACAGUGUCGCCGCCGCGCUAAAGGAGAAGGAUGCGGAGAUUGCGGACCUGCGUGAGAGACUGUACGACAAGGACAGGAUGUUGUCGGCUCUGCGCAGUGCGGCUCGGUCGCGGGACAAUGCUGAUGCAUCAGCCGAGGCACGAUCUCCCCCGUCACGACACGGUUGGCGUGGCAAGGGACCCGCGAGCCCGACCCCAUCGAAACCAGCCAAGGGACGCACCAAGAGCGUCGACGAGAUGAACCGGAUGCUCGAGGAGAUGAUUCAGGAUGGUGUCGAGACGGGACAUAUUGUAAAGAGCUCUCGUGGAAGCGUCCGACUACCGGCAGGCCACAAGACGGAUACCGCAGGCUCACCCGGAGAGCUUCAGCCACUGCGCCAAAGCCCCAUCCCGCCCGAGAGCGACAAGCUGGCCGCGGCCGAGGCUGCCUGAGGCCAAUCAGCUCGCCGUUAGCAGCGGUACUGUUUUAUGGCAGGCGAAGCGGCGGGUAGGCGAGGCGAGGAGGAUACAAGGAGUUUGGGAAUUAAGGCUGUUACCGGAAAUGCUUGCGCUAUACCCGAUUUCGUGUUUGUUUCUGUUGCCGUUUGGUGUCUUGGUAGACGCCUCUCUACUUUUCGGACGAGGGGAACCAGAGGCGCCCCCGAAACCUUUUUUUGGCUGGGUAGCUUUGGAGAGGAGGUACUUUGCUCAGGGCGGGACAGGAAGCCCUUUACGCUGUUGUUUACGUCUAUGAUGCAUGGCCGAUUCGAGGAGGAACUUUUACGCUCCUUAGGAGUUGACCGAAGUGAGGAGAUGGCAUCUUUAUGUACUGAAUACGAGACGGCUGGAGUGAGAGGCCAGGCCCUCUUAAUGGAGCACGGCCACGAGGCUGGAGGCCUAGCAACGAUGACGGCGAUGCUUGUGAUGUUUUGAGGAUUCAGGCACGGGUGCUUGCGAAAGGUUUAUAUUGCAAUGCGCUUGCCCGUGCGCACGCAACAGGUACUGUCGAUAUUGGGCGCGGCGCGUUUCGAAAGCUCAAUGACGCUGGUUCACUCGGUU
Purpureocillium takamizusanense is the source of this 4550-nucleotide messenger RNA. It is a transcript of the gene KIP2, whose product is annotated as Kinesin-like protein kip2. Bases 1074 to 3944 code for a protein of 956 amino acids. The transcript has 3 exons. The record is from RefSeq and is a predicted model, not a curated record. Gene Ontology annotation, biological process: microtubule-based movement. Gene Ontology annotation, molecular function: microtubule binding; microtubule motor activity; ATP binding. Lineage: Eukaryota; Fungi; Ascomycota; Sordariomycetes; Hypocreales; Ophiocordycipitaceae.